Molecule: messenger RNA, 3931 nt
Organism: Corylus avellana
Lineage: Eukaryota; Viridiplantae; Streptophyta; Magnoliopsida; Fagales; Betulaceae
Gene: MGP3
Product: male gametophyte defective 3
Biological process (GO): mitochondrial transcription
Cellular component (GO): mitochondrial DNA-directed RNA polymerase complex
Molecular function (GO): DNA-directed RNA polymerase activity; DNA binding
Source: RefSeq, a predicted model, not a curated record
GGAGGGUUUUGAAGGCGGCUACGAAGUGCGCUUCUUUGUUCUCCUCCUCCUCCACUGAGAUCUCACGUUUCCCAUUUCUUUCUUGUCCAUUAUUUACUGUCUCACGCUUUCCCGGAAAUCAAAAUCGAAGAGAAUUUUAAUUUCUUAUGCCCAUUCUCAUAUUUUCAUCUGCUACUUUUAGCAACGAGCUUGAUUCCUCUACCCUUCUUGCUAAGCAGAGAAAGUCCACUGAAACAUGUGGAGGAAUUUAGCCAGGCAAGCUUCUUCCAAAGGGAUUAUUCGCUCUUGCCUGCCUUCUUCUUCUCCAUCUAGUUCCAUUAUAUUUUCUCAAGACUUGAAUUUACUCGAGAAAAUCAGACUUCACCAGGCCCCAAAAUGCGUAAAUUAUUGGUUUCCGAUAAUGGGUUUUGGUCGAAGUGGUGUGUUAUCUUCUCAAAAAAGUGGAUUGGGAAGACCCAGCUCCGCAAAUUUAAGUAACCCUUUUGGGUUUUCCGGGAAUUGUAGCUGUGUGAAAGGUUAUGCGAGCGCCGCCGAGGCUAUUGCUUCCGAGGAGGACUUGUCGGGGUCCGAUGAAGUGCAAGAAUUGAUGGAGGAAAUGAUUAAAGAAGACAAGGCGAUGGAAUCUCAAUCUAGGCGGCCGAAGAAAAUGGUGGCGGGUAUGGGGAUAGGGAUGUAUAAUACGCUUCGAAGGCGGCAGAUAAAGAUGGAGACUGAGGCGUGGGAUGAGGCGGCCAAGGAGUACCAGGAACUCCUGACGGAUAUGUGUGAACAUAAGCUUGCACCCAAUUUGCCUUACAUGAAGUCCUUAUUUCUUGGUUGGUUUGAGCCCUUACGCGAUGCAAUUGCUGAGGAUCAAGAAUCUAGCCAGCAAAAGAGGCAGAAACCUUCUCAUUAUCCACAUUUUGAUCAAUUACCGGCGGAUAAGAUGGCGGUCAUUACAAUGCAUAAGUUGAUGGGGUUGUUGAUGACGAAUACUGGAGGGAUAGGCAGUACCAGGGUUGUGCAAGCCGCUCUCCAGAUAGGUGAAGCAAUCGAGCAGGAGGCUAGGAUAUACAGGUUUUUGGAGAAGACAAAGAAGAAGAAGAGCGCCACAGAUAAGAAUGCUGAAGGUGAAUCUGAUAAGAACACAACAGAUAAGAAACCUGAAGGUGAAUCUGAUCCCAUGAUUAACGAACAAAGGAAACUGACCAAAGAGCAGGAGAAUUUAAGGAAAAGAGUUUCUAAACUGAUGAAGAAGCAAAAGGUGCAUCAAGUAAGGGGAAUAUUGAAGGCACAUGAUGACUCAAAGCCUUGGGGUCAGGAAGCUCACGUUAAGGUUGGCUGCCGCUUAAUUCAAUUGUUGGCGGAAACAGCCUAUAUACAACCUCCAAUCGAUCAAUUAGGAGAUAGCCCACCAGAUAUUCGGCCUGCAUUUUUACACACCCUCAAAACUGUGACGAACGAAACACAGAAGUCCAGCAGAAGAUACGGUGUUAUUGAAUGCGACCCAUUAGUUUUCAAAGGACUACAGAGAACUGCUAGGCACAUGGUCAUUCCGUACAUGCCUAUGUUAGUGCCUCCUCAAAACUGGACAGGGUAUGAUAAAGGUGCAUACUUGUUUUUACCAUCCUAUGUUAUGCGAACACAUGGAGCAAAACAACUACGUGAAGCAGUUAAGAGGACUCCAAGAAGUCAAUUAGAACCUGUUUUUGAGGCUCUGGAUACUCUUGGAAAUACCAAAUGGAGGGUGAACAAGAGGGUACUUGGUGUGCUAGACAGAAUAUGGGCUAGUGGAGGCGGUCUUGCUGACUUGGUCGACCGUGAAGAUGUUCCUCUGCCAGAGGAACCAGACACAGAAGAUGAAGCAGAAAUUCGGAAAUGGAGGUGGAAAGUUAAAGCUGCAAAAAAGGAGAAUUGUGAGAGGCAUUCCCAGCGGUGCGAUAUAGAACUUAAACUUUGUGUUGCUCGUAAGAUGAAGGAUGAAGAAGGCUUCUACUACCCACAUAACCUUGAUUUCCGAGGUCGUGCAUACCCCAUGCACCCAUAUUUAAACCAUCUUGGUUCUGAUCUAUGCCGAGGCAUCCUUGAGUUUGCAGAGGGACGCCCUCUUGGAAAGUCAGGCUUAAGGUGGUUGAAGAUACAUUUGGCAAAUUUGUAUGCUGGUGGUGUAGACAAGUUAUCUUAUGAGGGCCGGAUAGCAUUUACUGAAAACCAUUUAGAUGAUAUUUUCGAUUCCGCAGACAGGCCUCUUGAAGGAAGGAGGUGGUGGUUAAGUGCGGAGGAUCCUUUCCAAUGCCUGGCAGCUUGUGUUAAUCUGUCAGAAGCAUUGAGAAGCCCCUCUCCAGAAACUAGUAUUUCACAUAUGCCUAUCCACCAGGAUGGUUCAUGUAAUGGCUUACAACAUUAUGCUGCUCUUGGAAGGGACAAGCUGGGAGCAGCUGCAGUAAAUCUUGUUGCGGGAGACAAACCUGCAGAUGUUUACUCAGGAAUCGCCGCCAGAGUACUAGAUAUCAUGAGGAGUGAUGCAGAAAAAGAUCCUGCAACUAAUCCACAUGCAAAGUACGCGAGGCUUUUAAUCAAUCAGGUGGACCGGAAAUUGGUAAAGCAAACAGUGAUGACAUCUGUGUAUGGUGUCACUUAUAUUGGUGCCCGUGACCAGAUCAAGAAGAGAUUGAAGGAACGUUGUGCCAUUGAAGAUGAUAGCGAGUUGUUUGCUGCAUCUUGUUAUGCUGCAAAGACCACAUUGACUGCUUUAGGAGAGAUGUUUGAAGCUGCAAGAAGUAUCAUGAGUUGGCUUGGCGAUUGUGCAAAGGUUAUAGCUUCGGAGAAUCAGCCUGUGCGAUGGACCACACCUCUUGGACUUCCUGUUGUACAACCUUACCGGCAACUGGCAAGGCACCUUAUUAAGACUUCUCUUCAGGUGUUGACACUACGACGAGAAACUGACAAGGUCAUGGUUAAGCGGCAGAGGACAGCUUUUCCCCCAAAUUUUGUGCACUCCCUUGACGGAUCGCACAUGAUGAUGACCGCUGUUGCCAGCAAAAGGGCUGGCCUAAACUUUGCAGGAGUCCAUGAUUCAUAUUGGACACACGCAUGUGAUGUUGAUGAAAUGAACAGAAUACUAAGAGAAAAGUUUGUUGAACUCUACGAUGCACCAAUACUGGAGAAUUUGUUGGAGAGCUUCCAGACAACUUUCCCCACAUUGAACUUUCCUCCCCUGCCAGAGCGGGGAGACUUUGAUCUCAAAGAUGUGCUGGAAUCUCCCUAUUUCUUCAACUAGUCUGAGCCAUAUGCUUAAUUUGGCAGUGCCCCUUUUUAACUAGGGACUCCGAAUCUUUGUCCUUCAGUGGAAGGUGAUGGCAGCUUUAGCUCAUUCACAGGCAUGAGAUUGUCGAAGUCAAGUGGCUCCAGCCCAUUAUAAUAGCAGAAACGUUGAGCACAAAGUCAAGGUUGGACUACCCACAAUCAGUUUCCCGUGGAAAUUCUUGUAUAUAUGUCCAAACAGAGUGCUUCAGCGAUUGGGAGACGACAUUCGGCUCUGCCUUCUUCAUCAACUAUUUUUUAAAGGAUCUGAGGAAACAAGAUGAUGUUACGUGCAGCAUAUAGUAGAAAUAACAGCUCCAACACUAAUAUCAAGUAGGGUUAGGUAUUGAACGGAAGACAUUAAAGCGAUUGGUGGUGAUUAAAACAGAUGAGCGAUGAGUUAUAGCUUUGAAUGCCCACAAGAAGGCUCCUCAAUCUCACUGGGCUUCUGAUGAUUUUGGCUCAACUAGCCAAUUGGAUCGUUGUCAUGUGUUUUUCUGUUAGUAUAUUGUCACCGAAGAUGUGUGCAAUUUGUUUCGAUGCUAGUUCUUGUUUUCCCCUCUUGAUUCUUACUGUAAUUCAAAACAAAAUUUUGCAAUUGGUACUAAAGAGAAAAAAUAAUACACAAUUCGAGUUCUCUCUCUAUUAA